This is a messenger RNA of Calliphora vicina (urban bluebottle blowfly), 826 nucleotides long. It is a transcript of the gene RpS9, whose product is annotated as ribosomal protein S9. Gene Ontology annotation, cellular component: cytosolic small ribosomal subunit. The record is from RefSeq and is a predicted model, not a curated record. The transcript is spliced from 4 exons. Gene Ontology annotation, biological process: translation; ribosomal small subunit biogenesis. The coding region runs from base 115 to 699 and encodes 194 amino acids. NCBI's taxonomy places the organism in Eukaryota, Metazoa, Arthropoda, Insecta, Diptera, Calliphoridae. Gene Ontology annotation, molecular function: structural constituent of ribosome; rRNA binding.
CCAAAUAACUAUCUGGCAACACCAUACUAUAUGGAAUGUCAAUUGACAUUUUGUCAUUUUCUUUCUUUCUUUGUUGAAUCGUCAAACCGAAUAAUCGGUUGAUUAGUUGACAACAUGGUGAACGGACGUAUACCCUCAGUCUUUUCAAAGACUUAUGUCACUCCUCGUCGUCCUUAUGAAAAGGCUCGCUUGGACCAGGAAUUGAAGAUCAUUGGUGAAUAUGGUCUCCGCAACAAACGUGAAGUCUGGCGUGUCAAGUACGCUUUGGCUAAAAUCCGUAAGGCUGCUCGUGAAUUGUUGACUUUGGAUGAGAAAGACGAAAAGAGAUUGUUCCAAGGUAAUGCCUUGUUGCGUCGUUUGGUACGUAUUGGUGUCUUGGAUGAAUCCCGCAUGAAGCUCGAUUACGUUUUGGGCUUGAAAAUCGAAGAUUUCUUGGAACGCCGUUUGCAAACCCAAGUCUUCAAAUUGGGAUUAGCCAAAUCUAUCCAUCACGCUCGUGUCUUGAUCCGUCAACGUCACAUUCGUGUCCGCAAACAGGUAGUUAACAUUCCUUCCUUUGUGGUCCGUUUGGAUUCCCAGAAACACAUCGAUUUCUCUUUGAAAUCUCCCUUCGGUGGUGGCCGCCCCGGUCGCGUGAAGAGGAAGAACAUGAAGAAGAACACUGGCAAGGAUGACGCCGCCGAAGAAGAAGAAGAUUAAACACACAUCUCUUCCUCGUCGUUAUUUUUCUUAAGGAUUUAAAAUAUGUUUACAUCUGUGUUUGUUUGAAAAUGUGGAUGUAAAUUGUGGAAAAAUAAAAGUUGGUUUUUUAAUUUUUUCAAAUUAA